Molecule: messenger RNA, 942 nt
Organism: Plasmodium vinckei vinckei
Lineage: Eukaryota; Apicomplexa; Aconoidasida; Haemosporida; Plasmodiidae
Product: transcription initiation factor IIF subunit beta, putative
Exons: 1
Coding region: 1-942 (313 amino acids)
Source: RefSeq, a predicted model, not a curated record
AUGAUAAGUGGGAAAAGCAAUGAUGCGAUAUCAAAGAGUCCUUUAAAAAGCAACAGUAUAAAACUAAUAAAAGUUCCGAAAUUUGUUGCAAGUCAAUGGCUUGAAUAUAAUGAUAAAGAUAUUGUUGGAUUACUUGAAGAAAACAAUAAUGAAAUAUCAGCUAUAUAUAUUCAGAAAGAAAAUAGUGAAGAGGUAAAAAAAUUACCAUGUAAUAAAAAUAGUACAGUAAGUACAUAUAUACUAAAAGAGGAAAAGGUAUCACUAAACAUAAACAAUAAAAAUCCAAACUCUGUAAAUAAUAAUUUGAGUAAUAAAACAAAUGAGAAUAUGAAUCAAGAUAACUUAGAAGCUGAUAAAGAAGCAGUAGAUUAUGUUGUUUGUGCUGAUAUAAUAAAUAAUUGUAGUUACACAUAUUCAUUUCUACCAACAUUAGAUAAGGAUUAUUCUUUAGUAUUAAAGGAAAGGCAUUAUAAAAUGAAUGUUAAAAAAGAUAGAUAUACAAUUAUUGAAACAAGAAAUGAAGAUAAUAUAGAUUCAUCUCAUACUUUGUUUAAAUAUUAUAACACGGCUGAGGACGGAUCAAAUAGCAAUUUAAAUAGUAAAGAUCCGAGAGACAAUAAUAUUGAUAAUAGUAAUAAAUAUGGUAAAAGCAAUAAGCGUGGGCUUAUGGAUAAUGAUAGUAAUAUUGGGCCAUAUUCGGCAUCUAAACAAAAAGCAAAACAAGCAAAAAAAAUGCAUGUUUUUGAUUUAGAUAAAACUAAAAUUAGUAUGUUUAAAAUAUUUGAAAAGGAGGGUAAAAAAGGAGUCCCAUUUUCUUUUUUUUCUAAAAGUUUUAGCAUACCAUCAAAUUAUAUAAAAAAUAUAUUAGAUGAAAUAGCUGUUAAAAGAAAAAGAGUUUCUGAUAAAAAAACUGUUUAUUUUUUGAAAGAUUACAUAAGUUAA